This is a messenger RNA of Cyprinodon variegatus (sheepshead minnow), 2704 nucleotides long. RefSeq names its product proprotein convertase subtilisin/kexin type 5-like. The record is from RefSeq and is a predicted model, not a curated record. The transcript has 10 exons. Bases 559 to 2073 code for a protein of 504 amino acids. NCBI's taxonomy places the organism in Eukaryota, Metazoa, Chordata, Actinopteri, Cyprinodontiformes, Cyprinodontidae.
AUUUAUUUAACUUGUGUUUAAUUUCCAGGGACAUUUGGUGGAUGCCACUCAUGUGAUGCAUCCUGUAAGACCUGCUUUGGCCCACAGGCACUGGAUUGUUCCUCCUGUUUCCAAGGAUAUUUCUUAGAUCUGGAGGGUUCUUGUGUAGUGCAGUGUCCAUCAGGCUCUUACGCAAACCCUGCAACCCGGCUAUGUGAAGAGUGCUCACCAAACUGUGAGGAUUGUGUGGACAGCAGUGAUAAUUGCAUCAGCUGCCCCAAAGGCAAUAACAAACUUUUUCUGCACCAAGGCCGAUGCUGGUCAAAUUGCCCAGAGGGCUCCUUUGAGACUCCAGACGGAUUAUGUGAGGCCUGUGAUAGCUCCUGUUUGACCUGUGAUGAAAACAAAUUUCAGUGUCUGUCCUGUCCUGAUGGCCAUUACCUGGAGAGUGGAACAUGCAGACUAAACUGUUCACUGCGGACAUACCCAGCAGACGAUGGGACCUGCAGACGUUGCCCCCCUCACUGUGACGUUUGCUCUGAUGACAGAACCUGUUUCAAAUGUACGUUCCUCUACUUGAUGCUGAACGGUGUGUGCAAGGCCAGCUGUCCUGUGGGUUAUUAUGAGGACAUGGAAGAGGGCCUCUGUGCUCAGUGCCACCCUACUUGUGGCAGCUGCUCUGGGCCGCUGGCAGAUGACUGUGAGACCUGCUCGACCUUCAGUCCCAGACUCUAUAAAGGUUCAUGUCUCAAAGAAUGUCCCAUGGGUACAUACUAUGAGGUGGCAGCUAUGGAGUGUCAAGAAUGCCACCAGACGUGCAUGAGCUGCAGUGGCCCAGACCCAAACCAGUGCACCCAGUGCGAGAGGGGACUAGUACUGGAUCCCAACACUUUACUGUGUGGCGUCACAGGCGACGGGACCUGCCCAACGAGAACUUACCUGCACGAUGAUCAGUUCACCUGCAUAGGUUGCCACCAGCACUGUUAUUCCUGUCAGGGCCCUGGCAACGAUGAGUGUCUGACCUGUGCCGCCCCCAGAUACCUUCACAACAGUAGCUGUGUGGAUGAAUGUCCUGCUGGUACAUACUCCACAAGGCAGGAAGCUGAUGGACAGGAGCUGGGACUCUGUUUGCCCUGUGACCAUGUCUGCUCCACUUGCACUGGGGCUUCACCUCGAGACUGCCUGACAUGCUCUGUUGGAUACCUGAGGCUCUUACAGCUCUGCGUCCUCCACUGUCCCCCGGGGUAUUACAAACAGGGCUCUCACUGCCAAAAAUGUGACCCGUCCUGCGAGCUGUGUUCAGGACCAGGCCCUGAAUCCUGCAGGGCUUGUCUCCCUCCUCUGUUGGAGCUACAAGGCACCAAGCUGUGUGUCGAACGCUGCCCCCACCGCUUCUAUCAGGUUGAUGACAUCUGCAAACAGUGCCAUACCAGUUGUCAGACUUGCACAGAUGCUUCGCCUCAAGGCUGCCUGACAUGCGACUCGGGGAGCACUCUGAGGGACAAAGUCUGCUACCCACGCUGUGAGGAGGGCCGAUACUUCUCAGAAAUGGAAACCUGUGAGCCGUGUGACAGCUCCUGCAGGCAUUGUGUUGGCCCCAGACCUGACCAGUGUCUGACCUGUCACAGAGACUUUGCCCUCCAUGCUGUAGAGAACCGCUGCUCCCGCUGCUGCCAGGCUGCAGUGAAUCAAACCAGCUGCUGUGUUUGUGACACUCGCUCAGCUCUGUGUGUGGAGACUCCACAGCCUAGGUCAGGAGACGGUAAGGAAUCAGACACGAACAUGUCCUCCCGAGCAUUAAAGCACACCUCAGCUGCUUUGCCCGUCACCCUGCUGCUGGCGGCGGGCCUGGCCCUGGCUGUGUUUGCCUUGAUCAAGGCCCACGCCAGGAGGAGGCUUUGCUGGAACCAGAGCUACGAGAGACUGAGCGGCAGCGGCAGCAUCAACAUGCCCCACGGCGUGCCCGAGCCUGACAGCGGCGAUGAGGUAGACGUAGUUUACACCAGCAGAGGAGGAUCCGUUUACAGGCGCUACAGCUUCAUCCUGGAGCAGGACACAGAUACAGACCAAGAUGUCCCUGUUAGUCAGUCUUAGAUGCAGCCAUGUAAGGGUGAACUGUUACUGACUGAUUAUCAGUGUAAAUUUGGGUUCAAAAGUCACUUCGUUUAUGGGAGAUUGUUUAUAUACAAUCAUUCUAUUAUUUUUGGGGCUUUUAAUGAUUUUUUGAAUGUUCUUUUUUAAAUUAAAAUAACGAUUUUUAAAAAUAAGAUCUGUAUGCACACAUUUGAAUUUGUAGUGGAAUUUACCUUUUUCUUCUUAGGGUCAAAGGUAAUCAUUAAAGAUGAAAUUUGCUCUAAUGCUUCUUUCAAUUGGUGAGGUUUGGACAGAAAGAGGCGUUUAGACCGUUGCCUUGAAUCAGCAAGUUUCUGGUCUGAUUCUUGGUUGUUAUUUGAGUGGUCUACUCUUCAGAAAUGGCAGAGUUCAUUAUACAGUUACUAAACUACUUUCCCACUUUAGGGCAUUUAGUACAUUUUUAGCAGGGUUAAGAUCUUGCCGGGCAACAUGAGAGGGUUAAUCUUCGCCUCCUUCAUCCAUCUAUAAACUACUCUUUAAACUGUGCUUUGGGGUUUCAUUAUUUUUAUUGUUUGAUAUUAUGAUCACAUGCAUCACUAUUCCUUAUUAUAUAUGUUAUGGCAAACAGUUUUUGAUAUUUAAUAUGUUACAG